Messenger RNA from Cornus florida, 2244 nucleotides. RefSeq names its product transcription factor VIP1-like. The transcript has 4 exons. NCBI's taxonomy places the organism in Eukaryota, Viridiplantae, Streptophyta, Magnoliopsida, Cornales, Cornaceae. Gene Ontology annotation, biological process: regulation of DNA-templated transcription. Bases 105 to 1121 code for a protein of 338 amino acids. Gene Ontology annotation, cellular component: nucleus. Gene Ontology annotation, molecular function: DNA-binding transcription factor activity. The record is from RefSeq and is a predicted model, not a curated record.
UAAAAUGGUAAUGGAAAACUCACUUUAGUGAAGAAGAUUAACGUCCUUCAUUACAUUCUCUCUGGUAAAUAUUUGCCAGACCACAAUCAAAUCACUCAAAAACAAUGGACCCAGAGUUCGCCGGAAAGCCCAUCACUGCCCCCAGUUCGGCCAUUGACCAGAUGCCGGAAACCCCAAAUCGGAGGGCCCAUCACCGCCGGGCCCGCUCCGACACCUUCUUCCGCUUCCCGGAUGACAUCCUCCUCGACGACGACGUCGACAUCGCUGACUUCAACCUCGAUAUCUCCUCUCUGCUCUCCUCCGACACGGCUAACCUCCCGAUAACCACCGUCCAUUCCGACUCAUCCAACGGCCGCGACAACUCCAAGCCGAAGCCGGUGGCCCCGAUCAGCAGCCACUUCAGGAGCUUGUCCGUCGACGCCGACUUCUUCGACGGCCUUGAUUUUAGCUCAGCUGCAGACGGCGGCGAGUCCGACAGAUUUGGCGUGAACCCGGCGGCGGAGAAGGGAGUGGGUGGUCGUCACAGGCACAGCAACUCGAUGGACGGUUGUACUUCGUCGUUUGAGGGGGAGUGGAUGCUGGACGCUGCUAAGAAGGCUAUGGCUCCUGAUAAACUCGCUGAACUCUCUCUGAUUGAUCCCAAGAGAGCUAAAAGGGUUCUUGCAAAUAGGCAAUCUGCAGCACGUUCGAAGGAGCGGAAAGUUCGAUACAUGAGUGAGCUGGAGAAGAAGGUACAGACACUUCAGACCGAAGCAACCACCCUCUCUGCACAGGUCACAAUGCUACAGAGAGGCACUACUGGAUUGACUGCUGAGAACAAGGAACUCAAACUACGGUUAGAGGCACUGGAAAAAGAAGCACAUCUACGAGAUGCUCUAAAUGAUGCUUUGAGGGAAGAAGUGCAGAGGCUUAAGAUCGCAACCAUCAAUGGAAACCCCUUCAGCAGAGAUUUGGCCUCUCAAUUUUCCUCCCACCUUCAGGCGCUUCAUCGCUUCAGCACCAACCAAACUCAGCAGCCCCAACAGCAACAGCAGCUUCAUAUUUCUCACUCGACUGCCAACAACCAGACUCCAAGUGAGCUGCCCCAACCCAGCCUCCUAGACUUCAAUCAGAGGGUUUAGCAACAUCCCAUAGACCCUGUUUGCAGUAUUUCAGCUGUUUGAAUUAUAGGGUAAGUUCGGUAAUUGAUUCGAGAUGGCAUCCUGUAUAUAUAUACAUGUAUUUGUGCUGUGGGUAGAGGUUGUGAAGAGGAUUGCUCAGAUCAGUCCUUUGAAUCAGUUGCAUAUAUGGGGUAUGUUACUUUUAGGAUAGAAUCAUGCUAUAUAGCAAUUGCUAUAUCUUAGUGGAAUUUCAUCAGUGACUACUAGUAGAUCAUAUUUGAUCUGUAAUUGGAAUGACAAUAGAGCAGGCAUCUCCUCACUAGCUAUGAGAUCUUUUGGCUACAGCCUCUCCUGUGUUAAGGGGAAUGGGCGUACGUACAUUUUGAAGGGGUCAAUGCUUUGUGGAACGGUAUAGUUAAAGUUGAGAAACAAGACAGAAUUUUCACGAGAAGAUCAGGCAUUUUGUGCAAAAUAAUGUCUGAAUGUUUAAUCCAAUGUCAGAUGUUUGCGGCUGACGUUGGAUAUUGGUAAUGAGCAUAGAGUUUGGCAAGAAGUUUUCUUAAUGAGCAUAGAGGUCAUCCUGGAACUCUCUGUUUUUUAUAUUAGUGUAAUUAUGAGUUACGAAGCUGAUGGAGCUUCAACAGAAGAAAUUGCUUGGAAUAAUUGAACUAAAAUCGUCGUGCGCUAUAUAUAUAUAUAUAUGCACACACAUAUGCAAGUAACGGUUUGGCUCGGUUUGGUCUUGUAAGACUCCAGACUAAAGCUGAACUGUAAUGUAGAUUUACGGUUUCAUAUUUUGGGAGCCCAGAUCACAACAAACCGUACAAAAAUCGGUCUGGUCUGGUUUACUGGUUCUCACACUAGCAAGCAGGUGUAAACUUAUUGGUAGAAAUUGCACCACAUUGAAAACAUUGCAGGAAGAGUUGAUGAAUGUGAACAAAAACUACCGUGAAGGAGUAUAAUAGUUCGUCUGGGUUCAAUGACCAUGCAGGCCAGGUCUCCAGCCUAAUUUUGACCCUCACUUUUCACACAUUAUUCUCAAGUUGCACGAAAAACUGAAUAUUGUUGACGAUUGAAUGAUGCUCUUUGCGAGUUGAAAACAACUUGACGAACUAUGAUGAGUGCAUAUUUUAUUUCAAAAUUA